AGCUCAAUCUGAAGUGAGGUUAUUUUGUUUUGCAGAAUGAAAACAUUGUAUAAUCGAGAAUGCAUGAUUUUUUGUGACCUACACUUUGAAAUUAAAUUUUCGUAAAUUUGGCCGGGUUUUAAAAUAAUUAAAAAAUGCUGCCGCAUCGUCCCAUAAAGGCCAUCUCGAGCCUGGUGCGAGCUUUCUCCAACAUUUCAAUUCGAGAAUCGACUAAGGUAUCCGUUGUCGUUUCGCCGAAAGCCCUAUCAAGCCAACCGAAAGCGGCCACUCCCCUUCGGAUCAACUUCCUACCGCGGGAAAUUUCCUUGGACAUCGGUCAUCCUCAUGGCAUCAAUCCGUUCCUUCCACGGAAGGAAAUCAUCGACAUUCCGCUGAUCAGCCGGAUCAUUGAGAAUCCCAAUCAGUCUCGCAUUUCGGAAAUCGGUGAUCGCUCGCCGACGGGGGUUCCGGCAGUGGACCUUCCCCCCACCAGCAGUGGGAAAGUGGACGACAAUGGCAUCCAGGCUGCCCGACUGAUUGUGAUCCGAAGACGGAAGAUGCGGAAGCACAAGCUGAAGAAGCUGCGGAAGAAGAUGAAGUAUGAAUGGGCUAAGGUCCGCCAACGGAGGGAGCUGCGUAAAGAGAAAGCCUUCCAAGCCGGUCUAAUCAGUCAAAUCAAGGAAGCGGAGCGGUUCUCGGCGGAAAUGUAUGUAGCGGAGAAGCUGCGACAAGCCAACGAUACACCAAUUCCUCGUUUCUGGAAGGGCAAACGGUUGCCGCAGUUUAUCAUCAAGCAGAAGUUGGGAAUUGAGUAAUUGCAGGUUCUUGCUGGAUUAAUAGAGAAUUGUGAAUAAAUGGAAAAGUCGUUAAGGGUAAAA
This is a messenger RNA of Aedes albopictus (Asian tiger mosquito), 857 nucleotides long. RefSeq lists its product as uncharacterized. Lineage: Eukaryota; Metazoa; Arthropoda; Insecta; Diptera; Culicidae. Bases 135 to 794 code for a protein of 219 amino acids. Gene Ontology annotation, cellular component: mitochondrion. The transcript is spliced from 3 exons. The record is from RefSeq and is a predicted model, not a curated record.